Molecule: messenger RNA, 1026 nt
Organism: Aspergillus aculeatus ATCC 16872
Lineage: Eukaryota; Fungi; Ascomycota; Eurotiomycetes; Eurotiales; Aspergillaceae
Product: aldehyde reductase II
Exons: 5
Coding region: 1-1026 (341 amino acids)
Molecular function (GO): oxidoreductase activity, acting on the CH-OH group of donors, NAD or NADP as acceptor
Source: RefSeq, a predicted model, not a curated record
AUGCUGCACUCAACAGACUACGACAUCCCCCCAGGCUCCCUGAUCCUGGUCACCGGAGCAAACGGCUACAUCGCGUCGCAUACCAUUGACAUCCUGCUCCAGCGAGGCUACAAGGUCCGCGGGACGGUCCGCACGGCGAAACCCUGGCUGGAUAGAUACUUUACAGAACGUUACAGGGAAGGUCGCUAUGAGAGCAUCAUCAUCCCGUUGCUGGAUGACCCAGAAAUGUGCCGUCGGGCAAUGCAAGAUGUUUCUGGAGUCCUGCAUCUCGCAUCGGACAUGUCCUUCAAUUCUGACCCCGAUGCGGUGAUUCCAUGGGUCAAACGAGCGGCAAUCCACCUUCUGGAAGCUGCGGCCAGUCAACCAUCUGUGACGCGGUUCGUGCUAACAUCGUCCUCUACGGCGGCGCUGCUCCCAACGCCAGGUCUGAAGACCGUAGUCGAUGAGAAUACAUGGAAUGAGGUCUCUGUCCAUGCCGCCUGGGAUGAAUCAACGCCGUCUGAGGAGAGAGCAUAUCAUAUCUAUUCCGCCGCCAAGACCGAACAAGAGCGUGAGAGCUGGCGAUGGGUGAGGGAGCGCAAGCCCCAGUUCGAGUUCAGCACCGUCGUCCCGAACUCCAACUUCGGACGGAUCCUGCAUCCCGAAAUUUCAGGUUCGAGUAUGAUCCGAAUGAGAAACCUCCUCCGUGGGGACGGUUCGGUCAUGGACGAGUUCCCUCCACAAUGGUACGUCAACGUCGAAGACACGGCGCGACUUCAUGUCGUCGCGCUGCUCAGCCCCGCCGUGAGAGGGGAACGCAUCUUCGCCUUCGCCUCCGAGUUCAACUGGACGGACGUGGUCGGCAUCCUGCGCCGAUUGCGACCAAACAAUGCGUUAAUCCCCGACCCGCCUGCCAACGAGGUCCGCGAUGCGAGCGAGAUUCUUCCUUCGCGCCGCGCGGAGGAACUACUGCGCGAGUUCUACGGCCAGCCGGGCUGGAUUAGUCUGGAGGAGACCAUUGCCGCUGGAAUUGAAGAAGUGCCGUAG